AUGGAUACCCAAUUCAACAAUCGGGUCAUCACCCGAAUUCGAUAUUAUAUUGCUGCGGAGGAAGAAGCGUGUGUGGCGGUGGCAGAUAAUGCAAGUGUGCCCCAGGCUUUUGUGAUGGGCGAUGGAAGCGGAGUAGGUCACCAAGUGUGCGGGGGUGGUGGCGGAAGAGGGUCGGAUGAUGGGUUGGGUUCCGGUUCACAAGAUCCGAAUAGCUGGAAAGGGAUUGAGAGUGCAUAUUCUUAUUAUCAAAAAAUGAUUGAAGCAAAUCCUAGCAAUACUCUCUUUUUAGCAAAUUAUGCCAAGUUCUUGAAAGAGGUUAAAGGAAAUUUUGCAAAAGCAGAAGAGUAUUAUGGCAUGGCAAUUUUGGCUGAUCCAACCUCAUAUGCUAGUUUUUUGUGGGAUGCUGAAGAAGUAGAGGAGGUUGAAAACCGAUAUGAAAUUGACGAAAUUGAUUCUCAUCCCAAGUUCUUCCAAGAGGCAUCUCGUUUGCCUCCCCUAGCUGCAGCUUCUUAA
Molecule: messenger RNA, 513 nt
Organism: Fraxinus pennsylvanica
Lineage: Eukaryota; Viridiplantae; Streptophyta; Magnoliopsida; Lamiales; Oleaceae
Source: the annotation of a GenBank genome assembly